Anisakis simplex (herring worm) is the source of this 2727-nucleotide messenger RNA. The record is from the annotation of a GenBank genome assembly. NCBI's taxonomy places the organism in Eukaryota, Metazoa, Nematoda, Chromadorea, Rhabditida, Anisakidae.
AUGUAUUCAACCACUCGACAAACACCAAAGUGCGCUGGAUGUUCUGACACGUUGGUAGCAGUCGAAAAUAAAUUACCGAUAACCGCGGCGACCAAUCCGAUAGCGUUCAAGUGGAAAGAUGCGUUCGAUAAAGGAUCCAUCUUCUUCAGCAAAGCAUCGCUGACAUUAACCGAUGGAUCGUUCGAACGCGCCGCAGUGUUGUUCAAUUGUGGUGCACUGAUGUCGGGUAUCGCCGCAUCACAAACGAUGCACACCGAUGAAGAGAUGAAAAUCGCGGCCAAAUUGUUCCAGCAGUCUGCUGGUGUUUUUGCAACGUUGAAGGAUACUGUUCUGGGUCUGGUGCAACAGGAACCAACACCAGAUCUAAUGCCGGAUACAUUGGCCGCGUUAUCGACCAUAAUGUUAGCGCAAGCGCAGGAAGCGAUCUACAUUAAAGCUGAAAAAGAUAAAAUGAAGCAGUUAGCGUUAGUGAAGAUCGCUUCACAAUGUGCUGAAUUUUAUCAUGAAGCGCAGAAACAAAUACAUCGUGAUACGUUAAGAGGACUCUUCGAUAAGGAAUGGGUAAAUACGGUGACUGGUAAGUCGUUGGCAAUGUCAGCACUUGCGCAGUAUCAUCAAGCAAUGGUGUGUGCUGACUCGAAACAAAUCAGUGAACAGUUGAGUAGGCUUACGGAAGCUCAAUCACUGAUCAGUCAAGCGAAUGGGUACCUGCCGUCGUCAGCAUUUUCCACACAAACUUCUAUCAUUCAGAAGGCGUAUCAAACUGCAAAAAAAGAUAACGAUUUCAUUUACCACGAACGUAUUGCCGAUUUCCGCUCUCUACCAGCUUUACCGAAGGCAACGCUUGCAAAACCGCUGCCAGUGAACUUCCCGAUGACACCGCGAUUCAAAGAUAUGUUCUCAUCGCUUGUCCCCGUACAAGUACACUCCGCAUUGGCUUCGUACGACGCUCGUAAGGCUGAAGUUGUUAAUAUGGAAACUGGUAGAUUGAGGGAAUAUACACAGAUCAUGAAUGGUAUCUUAGCAUCGCUGAAUCUUCCGGCUGCACUGGACGAUGCGACCAGUCAAGAGGCAUUACCCGAGUCGAUCAGGCAGAAGUCGUCGAAAGUGAAGUCGUUGGGUGGUAUUGAUGCGGUUACGUCAUUAAUCGCUGAUCUGCCGAAUCUUUAUAAACGAAAUCAAGAGAUUCUAGAUGAGACUUCACGUCUUUUGGCUGAAGAAAAAGAUAGUGAUGAUCGUUUGCGUGUUCAAUUCAAAGAUAAAUGGACUCGUAUGGGAUCCGAUAAGCUCACCGCACCUCUGCAUCAAGAGAUCGGCAAAUAUCGCGGUAUUCUACAGGCUGCGACGAACGCUGAUCAGAUUGUCAAACAAAAAAUGGAGGAAAGUCGUGAAGCCGUCAAACUGCUCAGCCUACCUGAACCUGAACUCAGAGCUGCGAUUCCCGGAUUGGAUCCGAAAAAUGUGAAUCAAAAUUCGGAAGCUGUACAAAAACUCAAAGCAUUGAUGGACACUGUUCAAGAAAUUAAGGUUGAACGUGAGAAAAUGGAGAAAGAAUUUGCUGCGGUUCAUUGCGAUAUGUCAUCGACAUUCCUCAAAGCGAUGGCCGAUAGUCAGAUCUUGAAUGAAGAGCAACUCUCAACGGCGAAAAUUAACGAGAUCUAUGCACCGUUGAGGGCGAAAGUAGUGGAAAGUGUGAAAAAACAAGAAAGUUGUCUGGCUGAUAUUGAGUUAUGGAAUAAGAAAUUCACGGCUGAGCGAGCGGGUAGUUCGAGUGCAGCAGAACGUGAGCGCAUUCUGAAGAUGCUCGCUAAUGGUCACGAUAAAUAUGUGGAGAUUAAGUCGAAUCUUCAAGAAGGAACUAAGUUCUACAAUGACCUAACACCGUUGUUGAUGCGUCUCCAGCAGAAAGUGUCAGAUUUCUGUUUCGCACGUCAAACCGAAAAAGAGGAUCUCAUGAAGCAGCUCCAACAAAAUAUUGUUUCUGGCCUAGAGGCAGCUGCGACAAAGGCGGCCAAAAUAGUGCACCGACAUAUCGAUGAACUGGCAACAAAAGUGAAUGUGAGUGGCUUGUCUGAAGGUUCAAGUAGCGGAGGGUCGUCGGCCUCAGCACCACCUCGCCCACCUCCACCGAAGACACAACAACCACAGAGCAAUCCAUUCGAUCAAGCCGACGAAGCACCGAUCCCUCCACCGCGAAAUGUGAACUCCCUAAACGGUAUGUUUCGUUUCGUUGCGUUCCACAUCUGCCCUACUCCAACUGCAGCAACAGCAACAGCCACAGUACCAGAUGCUUCGGUACCACCUCAAACAGGAGCCUAUCAAGCGCCACAGUGUAAUCCACAAUAUGGACAGGCACAACAACUACAGUAUACACCACAACCUUUCGGUAGAUUUCGUCGGAUGGUCUUUGAAUCAUCUGUUCGAACUGAAACUGUACCGAAAUUGUGCAAUGCUAUCAAAUUUACAGCUCAACCGAUGGCGUACAUGUACGCACCGCCACAGCAAGUGCCGUACAUGCAACCGCAAUUCAAUCAGAACUACACCACACCGUAUCCAAUCGCGUAUCCAGGUACUUAUCCGGGUGCAUUCAGUGCUAAUCUCGCUCCGCAUGGUGAGUGGUCUGUACUCGUUGUGUACUUUUACGGUCAAUUCCCCCCACCACCUCAACUUCCACAGCAGCAACAACAACAGCAGUGGGGUGCUGGCCAACCACCGGCUACGCAAUAA